This is a messenger RNA of Microthlaspi erraticum, 378 nucleotides long. NCBI's taxonomy places the organism in Eukaryota, Viridiplantae, Streptophyta, Magnoliopsida, Brassicales, Brassicaceae. The record is from the annotation of a GenBank genome assembly.
AUGGGUAUAUUUUCUGAGUUUGGUAGAUUGAUGAUCAAUCAGAACGUACAACAACCUCAAAAGGCCGAGUCCAGCACAUCUGAAAAUGUUAAAUCUAAGCCGGCGUCAGAGAAGGAUACUAAUACUGCCCCUGCUAAGGUGAAGGUAAAUAAUGAAGAAGAUGAGGAUCUCAAGCAAGAUAUUUUUUGGAGUAAUGCAGAGAAGAAGCGUCCAUGGUUUGAUGCUCCUCCUAGGGUGAAGGUGACAACGAAAAAUGGUCUUUGCCAUAUGCACAUUGAAAUGACAAUGGGAAUGACUCCGGAGGGAGUCUACGAAACUUUCAUAAAUCCACAUAACCUACCAAUUUUCAUUAUGGGGAAGCGCCAACUUCUGGUAUGA